AUGCUAUCACAACAGUUCUUACUCUUUCUUGCAUUGUGUCUUCUCUUGUACGUUCAAGCGGUACCUCUCAAUUCAUUCAACGCCGACCACGAACUUCUGAAUAGUCGUGAGAAACGUGCCUUCGGAUUUGGAGGAUUUGGUCGAGGAAUUUUCAAUCGUGGAGGAGGAUUUGGACGUAGAGCUUUCUAUCGUGGAGGUGGAUUUGGACGAAGAGGAUUCAAUCGUGGUAGAGGUUUUGGAAGAAGACGAGGUUAA
This is a messenger RNA of Auanema sp. JU1783, 255 nucleotides long. The record is from the annotation of a GenBank genome assembly. Lineage: Eukaryota; Metazoa; Nematoda; Chromadorea; Rhabditida; Rhabditidae.